CCCCGCCCGCCGCUUGCCCGGCCCGGCCCGCCGCCCCCCGCAACCCCGGGCGCCGCGCGUCCUGCCCGGCCUGCGGCCCCAGCCCUUUUGCUGUUCGCCCGACCCGCGAUCGUCCGCUGGACCCGGCCGCCCGGCCGCCCGGCCUGCCCGCUGUGUGUUUUAGUCUGGGCCGGCCUCCGGGCCGUCGGUCCCCACUGGUCGGGCCAUGCCGAGUCGCCGCGUCGCCAGACCGUCCGCUGCGCCUGAGCUGGGGGCCUUGGGGGCCCCGGACCUCUCCUCGCUCUCGCUGGCCGUUUCCAGGACCACGGAUGAACUGGAGAUCAUCGAUGAGUACAUCAAGGAGAACGGCUUCGGCCUGGAGGUGGCGCCGCCGGGCCCGGGAGAGGGGCUGACGCGCCUGGUGUCUCGCGGGGCCACCUCCCUGAGCACCGUCACCCUGGGCCCCGCCGCGCCCCCGGCCACGCCGCCGCCCUGGGGCUGCCCCGUGAGCCGGCUCGGGCCCUCGGCCCCGCGGCCGCACCUGGUCAUCAUCGAGCAGCCCAAGCAGCGCGGCAUGCGCUUCCGCUACGAGUGCGAGGGCCGCUCCGCCGGCAGCAUCCUCGGGGAGAGCAGCACCGAGGCCAGCAAGACGCUGCCCGCCAUCGAGCUCCGGGACUGCGGAGGGCUGCGGGAGGUGGAGGUGACCGCAUGCCUGGUGUGGAAGGACUGGCCUCACCGCGUGCACCCCCACAGCCUCGUGGGGAAAGACUGCACCGACGGCGUCUGCAGGGUGCGGCUCCGGCCUCACGUCAGCCCCCGGCACAGCUUUAACAACCUGGGCAUCCAGUGUGUGAGGAAGAAGGAGAUCGAGGCUGCCAUAGAGCGGAAAAUCCAGCUGGGCAUCGACCCGUAUAACGCUGGGUCCCUGAAGAACCAUCAGGAGGUGGACAUGAACGUCGUGAGGAUCUGCUUCCAGGCCUCUUACAGGGACCAGCAGGGACAGAUGUGCCAGAUGGAGCCCGUGCUGUCCGAGCCUGUCUAUGACAAGAAGUCCACAAACACGUCCGAGCUGCGGAUCUGCCGGAUCAACAAGGAGAGCGGGCCGUGCACAGGGGGCGAGGAGCUCUACCUGUUGUGUGACAAGGUGCAGAAAGAGGAUAUAUCGGUGGUGUUCAGCAGUGCCUCCUGGGAAGGCCGGGCUGACUUCUCCCAGGCCGACGUGCACCGCCAGAUUGCCAUCGUGUUCAAGACACCGCCCUACGAGGACCUGGAGAUCGUCGAACCCGUGACAGUCAAUGUCUUCCUGCAGCGGCUCACCGACGGGGUCUGCAGCGAGCCCCUGCCCUUCACAUACCUGCCUCGGGACCACGACAGCUACGGUGUGGACAAGAAGCGGAAACGGGGGAUGCCCGACGUCCUGGGAGAGCUGAACAGUUCUGACCCCCAUGGCAUCGAGAGCAAGCGGCGGAGGAAAAAGCCAGCCUUCCUGGACCACUUCCUGCCCAGCCAUGGCUCAGGCCCGUUCCUUCCACCGUCCGCCCUGCUGCCCGAUUCAGACUUCUUCCCCAGCCCCGUGUCCCUCCCUGGCCUGGAGCCCCCUGGUGGGCCAGACCUCCUGGACGAUGGCUUUCCCUAUGAAACCACGAACCCUGCACUCUUCACCGUGCUGGACAUGCUGCCCCCGGCCCCGCCACUUGCCAGCGCUGUCUCAGGCAAUGGGGUUGCAGGGGCCACGGUCGGGGAGCCGUCGGGCCCUGAGCCAAUGACACUGGACUCAUACCAGGCUCCAGUCCCCGGGGACGGGGGCACUGCCAGCCUUGUGGGCAGCAACAUGUUCCCCAACCAGUACCGGGAGGCGGGCUUUGGGGGUGGCCUCCUGUCCCCCGGGCCUGAGGCCACGUAACCACCUCAGUGCCAGAGGAGAGGCGCUGGUGGGGAGGGAGGUGGACGGGGCCGUGGGAACCCAGCCAGGAUGGGCAGUACCCCCCCUGGGGCCCCCCCUUGGUCAGGUCUCCCCACCUCAUCCUUCUGAAUCGGACGUUUUCUGCAUCGGUGAGCAGCUCUGCAGCACGGGGUUUCCCCUGAGCCCAUUUCACAAAUGAGAAAACUGAGUCCAGAGAGGAACGGGACUUUGUUCCCAUGCACUUAGUCCCCAGAGUUGGGGACACCUUCUCCUGGAUGAUUCUGACGAGUGUACAUACGGAGGACGGUAUUCCAGCCCCCUUCCCCAGGAAGGUCGGGGAUAGGCUGUUGUCUUUCCAAUAAAGAUGAGUUUUGAGCCUUA
Messenger RNA from Myotis daubentonii (Daubenton's bat), 2263 nucleotides. It is a transcript of the gene RELB, whose product is annotated as RELB proto-oncogene, NF-kB subunit. NCBI's taxonomy places the organism in Eukaryota, Metazoa, Chordata, Mammalia, Chiroptera, Vespertilionidae. The record is from RefSeq and is a predicted model, not a curated record. Gene Ontology annotation, cellular component: nucleus; cytoplasm. Gene Ontology annotation, molecular function: RNA polymerase II cis-regulatory region sequence-specific DNA binding; DNA-binding transcription factor activity, RNA polymerase II-specific. Gene Ontology annotation, biological process: inflammatory response; cellular response to stress; innate immune response.